AAAAGCAAAAAAGGAUAUCACUUUUUGCCAAAGCCCUUUGAGCGUUCAAAUGGCAGCUUGCUAAAUCCAAAGUUUGACAGUGAAAUAUUAGAGAAUUACCUCAUAAAAUGCUAUUUUCCACAAGCCAGGAGGCUAUUUCGGAAUAUAGUAUAUUAUGUAACCAUUGCUUCAUUUUGCUGGUUAUCAUUUUUUGGACUGAAGCAGAUAGAUUUCAAAACAGGCAACUGGCCUUACUUUGUAGGUGGUUCAAUAGUUUUACUCAUCAUCAUGUUAGUACUCCUCUUUAUAACAUGCACCAAGCAUUUCGAAAAACAUUCAAAAAAAGUUGCAUAUUUCUUGGCAAUAGUUUUAGUCUUAGCUGUUCAACUUCCAUAUAUUUUUGAGCAACCAGACAUUUCACCAGUAGGAACAUUUUGCGGUGUUGUCGAAAUCUUAAUUUUGUUGUAUUCAUUCUUUCCUAUCAACCUCUUUGCUGCUGCUGGACUUGGUGGCUUCCUGUCCAUAACAUAUGAAGUCAUUAUUGCAUUAAGAUACCCUGAGAUGCGAAAACCGGAUUUCAUCAUCUGCAAACUACUGCUUCAUCUCAUUGUCCAUCUAAUGGGAACCUUUAUCUAUAUCAUGUCCAACACAAGAGCACGGAGUAACUUCUCUAAGAUAGGUCAGUCGGUUAGUGCCCAAAAAGAUCUGAUGAUUGAAAGGGAAAUUAAAGAAAAAAUGAUUCACUCUCUUAUGCCGCCUGUUGUCGCAAAAUCAGUCAUGGCCACACAUCCAUCAAAAGAUGAAGAUGAUGAUGAUGACGACGCCGAGAAGAAAAAACGCAGGAAAGCCAAACAUGUCAAGGGUGAGAUUAUUUUCAGAAAAUUUCAGAUGGAUGAAAUGAAAGAUGUGAGCAUUCUGUUUGCGGAUAUCGUUGGAUUUACCAAGAUGAGCUCUAACAAAACUGCUGAGCGCCUCGUAGGGCUGCUUAAUGAUCUGUUUGGGAGAUUUGACAAGCUGUGCAAUGCAUCUGGUUGUGAGAAGAUCAGCACACUGGGGGAUUGCUACUACUGUGUGUCAGGCUGUCCUAAUUCAUGCCCCGAUCAUGCAAAGUGCUGUGUUGAAAUGGGUCUCAGUAUGGUUAUUGCCAUUCGAGCCUUUGAUGAAGAUCACAAUGAGGAAGUGAGUAAUAGAAGUAAAAAAAUUAUUUGUCAAAUUUAUAUUAAGAAUUUAAGCGUAUUUUAUUGUGAUUAAAUUUUUCAAAGAGCAGUGGUCAUGAUUUCUUACAACUGUCAGAUGCUUUGCACCCCAAAUAACAAAGUUUUUUUGUCUCAUUUCUUUAAAGAUUUUUUAUUUUUACGUAAUAGUUCUAUCAUUACGGUAAGCCUAUGGUCAGUAACUUGCACUCAAAAUGAUACUAAUUUGAACCAAGAAAUUAAAUUAUAUUAGUUGGUAGUAUUGUUGAACUUAGCCCUAGUUUUUGCAAAAAUUUAAUAAUUUUAAAGAUGUUCCAAAUAAAAUUUCCGGGGGGGGGGGUAUUUAUUAAAUUUAAGUUUAAUUAAAAUUAAAAUCAUGUAUUUGUAAAUUAAAACCCUGACCAUUUUGUGCUUCUCUGUAAUUAACACGGGCUCCAUUAGACUUAGACAUCUUUGUUUCUUUUUAAAAAAUUACUUAAAUUACUAGACUAAGUAAUAAAAAAAAAAGUGCUAGUUGGGUGAAAACGCCAGCAUUUAUCUAUCCUCAUCACAGAGCCUCAAUUCAGGCCUUUAUUCAAUUUCCUUUUAAGAAACCUUCUCUCGUUGUUAAUGCCCCAGGCUUGGAAGAUGCAAGCUGUGUUUACUGUACCAUCAUCAUGAAAGAAAAAUUUGUCAAUUUACCCAUGAAAUAUAUUUCUAACCAACCAGUCUAAUGGAAGCAAUGAAUUGAUUUGAAUCCACUGAGUAUUAAAGGACAAUUGUAACUGAACACGGUUAAAACCUGUCAAGGAACGACACUGAUAACUUAAUUAAUAUCUGUGCGAAAAAGUCCAAUCAAUAUAAUCGCAAGCUUAUUGCAUACAGCUUGAACUGGGUAAUUGACUUUUUCCUCAUACACUCUUCUUUCUCAUUUUUUUUUGGAUAAAGGAAAUUUGUACGAAAAAAAAAAUUGUUCAGAGAAAAAAUUGUUCAAACAGAAGCUUGUUCAAAAUGAAAUAAUUUAAAAAAACUGACAGAAAUCAAUUUUGUUAAAAAGGCUCACAUUUUCCCCCAUUUCUAACUCGCACCUUCCCUUAAAAAAUAAUAAUUGAAGGACUUUGCUUUAAAAAGCAUGUUAAAAAAUGAAUAAACAGAUAUCUUUUUAACAAAUUUUGUUUCAAACAAAUUUUUGGAUAUGUUUUUUAAAUUUUUGUUAAAAAAUAUUCAUUACUAAUGCCAUUGAUUCUAACUGUCGCCCAUAAUUUUUAGGUAAACAUGAGGGUUGGCGUCCACACUGGCACAGUUCUCUGUGGGAUUGUCGGGACUGUACGCUUCAAAUUUGACGUCUGGUCAAACGAUGUCACCCUAGCCAAUAUCAUGGAGUCUACUGGAGAACCAGGCAAGGUGCACAUUUCCGAGUCUACGCGGAGUUUUAUUGUGGAUGAAUACGAGAUGUCGGAAGGGGAA
Lymnaea stagnalis (great pond snail) is the source of this 2618-nucleotide messenger RNA. The record is from the annotation of a GenBank genome assembly. Lineage: Eukaryota; Metazoa; Mollusca; Gastropoda; Lymnaeidae.